UAAAAAUAAAACACUGAGACGAUGCCAUCAACACAAACUACUCCAGAUACAAAUGGAGAGAGGGAGGUUGCUGACGAUCACGGCAGUGGGCUUUUUGUGCUGGGCGGUUGUUGUACCUUGCAAGGCCAUCGAGUCACCGCAGUACAUGGUUGUACACUCGGAAUCCGACUUCGAUAUCAGGCUUUACUGGGAUUCCACCUGGAUGUCUGCUUCUGUUCGAGACCUCUCUUUCCAAAAGGCCACUCUCUAUGGUUGUUUCAGUAUAUCCAAGGUGCAAAUCUAAAUUUCUCAAGGAUUGCUAUGACAGCUCCUGUAUUGACAAGCAUAGUACCAGGUGCUGGGCCUCUUCAUUCAUCUGCCUAUUUUGUUCGAUUUUACCUGCCUGUUAAGUUCCAAGAUGAUCCGCCGGUUCCCCUCCCUGAACUGAACCUCAAACCCUAUAAGUGGAGGAGUCACUGUGCUGCCAUCCGGAAAUUUUCUGGGUUUGCAACAGAUGAUAAAAUUGUGAAAGAGGCAGAGAAACUUGCCACAAGUUUGACCAGGUCCCCAUGGGCAAACAGCACUUCUUCUGAAAGCAAUUAUGCGUACUCCAUUGCACAGUAUGAUUCACCCUUUCAGGUUAAUCAGUCGUGUUAAUGAAGUGUGGGUGGAUAUCAAUGCACGUGAAUUAGAUGGCUGCAAAUCCAGUGGAAUAGCUGCAUACUGAAGAACUGAACAAUUGGCUCUUUUAAUGUGAAUAUGAAAAGCAAAUCAUACAUGAGUAUGUCCAUAAGCUCCUUAUGUUGUAUGUAUAUAUUAUAUGAUCUCUAUGGAUCCUGAGUUACUCCUGUUGAACUCCCUUGUCGAUAAUAUAAAUCAUAAGAAAUGAAUCAUGUUUGUAUUUCAAAAGCAA
This is a messenger RNA of Carica papaya (papaya), 892 nucleotides long. RefSeq lists its product as uncharacterized. The record is from RefSeq and is a predicted model, not a curated record. Lineage: Eukaryota; Viridiplantae; Streptophyta; Magnoliopsida; Brassicales; Caricaceae.